Messenger RNA from Cyprinus carpio (common carp), 738 nucleotides. RefSeq names its product protein Mis18-alpha-like. Gene Ontology annotation, biological process: CENP-A containing chromatin assembly; chromosome segregation. The transcript has 5 exons. The record is from RefSeq and is a predicted model, not a curated record. Gene Ontology annotation, cellular component: chromatin; chromosome, centromeric region; nucleus. Lineage: Eukaryota; Metazoa; Chordata; Actinopteri; Cypriniformes; Cyprinidae. The coding region runs from base 52 to 717 and encodes 221 amino acids.
UCGUCAUUUUAUCUGCGCUUACAGCAAAUCCGCGGAAGUAGCUGCCCGCGUAUGUUUGAAGACAUUUUAAAAAGUGGUAAAAUAUACACUGGAGCGGGCGAUUUUUAUAUUUCGUUUGAAAUGGCUGGCAAAAUGAAGGCUGCGGAUGACUGUAGCUAUAAAACAUACUCUGUUUGCGAGAGUGCCGCUGAUAGCAGCAGCAGCAGAGUGGAGGAAGACGCAGAAAGCGAUGGUCCAGCGGUGUUUAUGUGCGGCAAAUGCAAGCUGCCCAUCGGCGACAGUCUGUCCUGGGCAGGCAGUGAUGACGAGCAGAACCAAAUCAUGCUCAAACGGAUCACUGACAAUGUUGUCACAGAUAAAGAACCCUUUGUUUCUGGUACCCGAAAGGAGCUUGGAUGCCUUGUUGUGAAUCUCACCUGCUGUGGCUGUUGCUCAGAAUUAGGAAUUAUGUACAUAUCAACCCCAAAAAAGCUUGAUUACAAGAGAUCUCUUUUCUGCUUUAAUGUUGAAAAUAUUGAAAGCUAUGUAGUCGGCAGUCCAGGCCAGCGGGUGCCAGAAUUAGACAAAGACAAACCAGUGACCCUGGAGUACCAGGACAGUGUAGAACAGCAGAUGACAGAGAAAAGUAGCUCAUCUUUAAUAAAAUCUCUAGCUGUGAUCAUAGGACAACGCCUACUGGAGAUUGAAAAUAACCUCCAGUGCAAUUCUGGAAAAUGAUACGAGCUGUCUGUUUUAUGA